GUAGUAAAUGUGUGUUCUAAAGGACUAGCCUGGGCUUUUACUGGUUUGGUCAAGUCCUGGUGCUGGUAUUAUCUGAGAAAAGUCCAAAGGUCUGAGCAGAGGAGUGUUUUUAGGAGCGCACAGACGCACUUGCCCAGCUGUGAUUCGCUCCUCUGCUGUGUACUGAUCGUCGCUGUGGCUGAUUUAUUUGUUUAUUUUUUUUUUAUUAUAAAGACACAGUUCAUAUAAGACAGAAGUAACAUGUCAGCUACGCGGAUGCGGAUGCUUUCACCUAGAAACUUUUUCAGCCGGAGUGAUGUGUUACUAUCCGGCGGCGGUGGAGCGCGGCGGCCCGGCGGCAGUCAGUCCGUGGGUUCCGGGGGCUCCGUUGGUUCCGGGGUCCGAUCACUGACCUGUCCCUCUCUGUCCUCCUCUCCCGGUAGAGCUCUGUCCAGUCUGAGCACAACGCGACGCGGGCUCCCCAAAGAGAAAAUGACCGAGAAUGGCGUGGCGACCCGGGCCAAAGUGUUGACCAUCGACACCAUGAACCCCACGGUGAAGAAGGUGGAAUAUGCCGUGAGGGGGCCCAUUGUGCAGAGAGCCGUGGAGCUGGAGAAGGAGCUGUCUGAGGGAAUCAAGAAGCCCUUUGCUGAGGUCAUCAAGGCCAACAUUGGUGACGCGCACGCCAUGGGCCAGCAACCAAUCACUUUCUUCCGACAGGUCUUGGCCCUUUGCUCCUACCCUGAACUCUUGAAUGACAGUACAUUCCCCGAGGAUGCUAAAAGUAGAGCACGCCACAUUCUGCAGUCCUGUGGAGGGAACAGUAUGGGUGCAUACAGUGCCAGUCAGGGUAUUGACUCUGUCCGUCAGGAUGUGGCCAGAUAUAUUGAGCGAAGAGAUGGUGGUGUGUCCUGUGACCCUGACAACAUUUACCUCACCACAGGAGCAAGUGACGGCAUUGUGACCAUGCUGAAGCUGCUGGUCUGUGGCCAGGGGAGUAACCGUACCGGCGUCAUGAUCUCCAUACCUCAGUAUCCCCUGUAUUCGGCUGCUUUAGCUGAACUGGGCGCAGUGCAGAUCAACUAUUACCUUAAUGAGGAGAAGUGUUGGAGUCUGGAUAUCAGCGAGCUGCAGCGUGCGUUGGAUGAAGCCAGGCAACACUGCAACCCUCGAGCCCUGUGCAUCAUCAACCCUGGAAACCCCACAGGUCAAGUUCAGAGCAGACAGUGCAUCGAGGAUGUCAUUCGAUUUGCAGCGAAGGAGCGUCUCUUCCUAAUGGCUGAUGAGGUGUACCAGGAUAAUGUUUACGCCGACGGGUGCCAGUUUCACUCUUUCAAGAAGGUUCUGUUUGAGAUGGGACCAGAGUACUCGAACACAGUAGAGCUGGCGUCCUUCCACUCCACCUCGAAGUGUUACAUGGGAGAGUGCGGCUUCCGUGGAGGCUACAUGGAGAUCAUCAACAUGGACAAUGAAGUGAAAGCCCAGCUGACCAAACUGGUGUCAGUGCGCCUUUGUCCACCUGUUCCUGGACAGGCUCUGAUGGACCUGGUGGUCAACCCCCCACAGCCCGGAGAGCCUUCCUACGCCAAUUUUAUCAAGGAGCGCACAGCUACACUAAGUGCCUUAGCGGAAAAGGCCAAACUCACAGAGCAGGUUCUCAAUACUGUGCCUGGAAUCAGAUGCAACCCUGUGCAGGGGGCUAUGUACUCCUUCCCAUCUCUAACCAUCCCUGAAAAGGCUGUUCGGGAGGCCAGGGACAAAGGCCAGCAGCCAGACAUGUUUUACUGUAUGAAGAUGUUGGAGGAGACCGGGAUCUGCCUCGUACCUGGAAGCGGCUUUGGUCAGAGGGAUGGAACCUACCACUUCAGGAUGACCAUCUUGCCACCGACAGACAAGCUGAAGAUCCUGCUAACAAAGUGAAGGAAUUCCACCAGAAAUUCACCAAGGAAUAUUCUUAAAUGCCUACGUUUUCUUCUUUUUUUGCCAACCACAAGAUAAGACCUCAGCCAAUCGGUCACUAUGACGUGCCUUUCCUUUUGUGGCUCUGGUGGUCUCUGUGAUGACGCACUUCAGCCUCAACAUCUGUCUCAUUUGGACAUUUCUUAACAGUAGAUUAUGCACUUUUUUGUCUCAAGAUUAAACAAAAAAACUGGAAAUGAAGAAGGUCCAUACAGAGACAUGUAUCACUUUAGAAUGAAGUAUGUGGCUUUAUUUACUCUGUGUUGUUUCAGCUUUGAAGGAUGCAUGUACUGUGCAUAAAACACCCUGUCUCUGUCAUUGCCAACAUUAAAGAAAAGGUACAAAAUGAUGCUGCAAAAAAUCAUAAGUAAAGCCAGUUAAAAUGUGAAGUUUCUGCAGGCAGUUCUUUUACAGCAGAAGUGUAGAAAAGUCUCAUUUGCAUGAUUCGAAAAUGAUUUUGCAGAAUUACAAUAUAUGUAACAUUAUGCUUUGUUUUGGAAAACCUGUCUAAUUUUUUUUUUUUUUUUUUAGAAUUUAUAGUUAGGAACCAUGUAUUUGCUUUGACCAUGAGCUGGUCCUCCUUUGUACCAUGAAUACUUCACUGACUAAUUAAUUGUUAGAUCAUGAUGUGUAUAUAUUUAUAGUAUGAAUUGAUUUCUCUGACUCAUUCUGGGAAGGAUUAGACACAAUAGUUUUAGUAUUUUGAUGCUUCUGUCUGCUGUUUUUAUGCCGUAACUGAUCAUAAACAUUCAAUGUUUAUUCCA
Sphaeramia orbicularis (orbiculate cardinalfish) is the source of this 2702-nucleotide messenger RNA. It is a transcript of the gene gpt, whose product is annotated as glutamic--pyruvic transaminase. The record is from RefSeq and is a predicted model, not a curated record. NCBI's taxonomy places the organism in Eukaryota, Metazoa, Chordata, Actinopteri, Kurtiformes, Apogonidae. Bases 241 to 1899 code for a protein of 552 amino acids. The transcript has 11 exons. Gene Ontology annotation, biological process: biosynthetic process. Gene Ontology annotation, molecular function: pyridoxal phosphate binding; transaminase activity.